Molecule: messenger RNA, 2203 nt
Organism: Chelmon rostratus (copperband butterflyfish)
Lineage: Eukaryota; Metazoa; Chordata; Actinopteri; Chaetodontiformes; Chaetodontidae
Gene: gsr
Product: glutathione reductase
Exons: 13
Coding region: 258-1763 (501 amino acids)
Biological process (GO): cell redox homeostasis; glutathione metabolic process; cellular response to oxidative stress
Cellular component (GO): cytosol; mitochondrion
Molecular function (GO): flavin adenine dinucleotide binding; NADP binding; glutathione-disulfide reductase (NADPH) activity
Source: RefSeq, a predicted model, not a curated record
AUUAUUAAAUCGCCAGCGGCAACAUGUUUAUAUGUUUUAGGGACGUACAAGAGAUCGUUUAAUCGCAGAGACGGUAUAAAUGGGCAUGUAUUAGCGUGGGUUCACCCAGUGACACAGGAAGUCGUCUAAAGCUUUUGUAGUUCAUGUAAUAAUGAGGUCUAACCACAGGCCUGCACCCACUGAGAGUACCCAGAGAGAGAUAAACAACGGCACGCUGUGGACGCGUCUGAUUAAAAUGCCCUAAAACGAAUAAAAACAUGUUAUUUAUAAGAAUCUGCAGACUGCUUCCUACUGUGUCCGUGUCACUGCCAUUUCCAAGGCACGGAGUGAUCCGCCGAAGCAUGGCCUCAGACCCGACAGCCACCGAGACAACCCGGUUCGACUUUCUGGUGAUCGGCGGCGGGUCUGGGGGUCUGGCCGGCGCUCGGAGGGCGUCGGAGCUCGGAGCGUCCACCGCCGUGAUCGAGAGUCACAAGCUCGGAGGUACCUGCGUCAAUGUCGGCUGUGUCCCUAAGAAGGUUAUGUGGAACGCUGCGGUUCAUGCCGAGUAUCUCCAUGAUCACAGUGACUACGGCUUUGACACUGGGAAUGUUCAUUUCAGCUGGGAAACUCUCAAGGCCAAAAGGGACGCUUACGUCAGCCACCUAAAUCGCAUCUAUCGCAACAAUCUUGACAAAGCUAAAAUCCAAACUAUUCAAGGUCAUGCCAGGUUUACAAGUGACCCCGAACCGACUGUGGAGGUCAAUGGAAGAAAGUAUUCGGCGCCUCACAUCCUCAUCGCCACUGGAGGGCAGCCUUCUGUUUUGAGUGAUGCUGAAGUUCCAGGGGCAAGUCUGGGCAUUACCAGUGAUGGCUUUUUUGAACUUGAAACUCUGCCAAAGCGCAGUGUGAUUGUGGGUGCAGGCUAUAUUGCAGUGGAGAUGGCAGGCAUCCUUUCCACCCUGGGAUCCAAAACAUCCCUCAUAAUUCGACAGACAGGAGUUUUGAGGAACUUUGACAGCUUCAUAAGCGCAAAUUGCACCAAAGAACUGCAAAACUCUGGUGUAGAUCUGUGGAAGAACUCUCAGGUGAAGUCUGUGCGUAAAACGGACAGAGGACUCGAGGUGACGCUCGUCACCAAAGACCCGGAGAAGAAGAACGACGAGGAGAAGAUCAGAACCAUCCAGGAAGUGGACUGCCUUCUGUGGGCCAUCGGCAGGCAGCCUAACACCUCCGGACUCAACAUCGGCGAGAUGACUGUGGAUACAGACGAAAGAGGCCAUAUCAUCGUGGAUGAGUUUCAGAACACCAGCCGAGCAGGGAUCUACGCUGUAGGGGACGUUUGUGGCAAAGCUCUUCUCACACCUGUUGCCAUCGCUGCAGGCAGGAAGCUGGCACACAGACUGUUUGAGGGCAAGAAGGACUCCAAGUUGGACUACUCCGCUAUCCCCACAGUGGUGUUCAGCCACCCACCCAUCGGAACGGUGGGCCUCACAGAAGAGGAGGCCGUUAAAUCGAGAGGAAAGGAGAACGUGAAGAUCUACAAGACGUCUUUCACUCCGAUGUAUCACGCCAUCACGAGCAGGAAGAGUCAGUGCAUCAUGAAGCUGGUGUGUGUGGGCAAGGAGGAGAAGGUGGUGGGCCUGCACAUGCAGGGCCUGGGCUGUGAUGAGAUGCUGCAGGGCUUCGCUGUGGCCAUCAAAAUGGGUGCUACCAAAGCAGACUUUGACAAGACUGUCGCCAUUCACCCCACCUCAUCUGAGGAGUUCGUCACAAUGCGUUAAUGCAGCUAGUCACUCCUCUGUACCACUCUCACAUCAUCUUGACAGCCUGCUUUCCAAAACUACAUGCUUCCAUUUUCUCUCAUUUAAGUGACCUUAUUCGUGCGCAGUGUUUUCAUUUUUUUCUAAUUUUCACCUAAAUGGACCAAGACCGAGUUAUGGCCUUCUUAAACUGUACUGUGGGUCUUGAUUAUUGAUUGAAUAUUCCGGAUUCCAUUUUAAUGAUUGUGAAAUGGAAGUGAUGGACCUGCGGGUGUUGUCAAGUGAUUGCAUGGGAAGUCAAAACACCUCUCUCCUAGUGUAUGUGUUUGAUUUGUCAGUCAUUUGUCAGAUUAAUAUUACAAACACUGCUGCUCUUUAAGGUACCUAUUUACUACCAAUGCAAGGUCAUAACAUUACUGUACUGUUCUAAAGAUUCAAUAAACCUGCAGCUUUUUUCUUAA